CGUUAGAGUUGCUAGGUUACCAUCGAUGACUUGGUGAAGUCCCUCCCUCCAGGUUCGUCUCGUCAGUGCUCAGUCAAAUUCCUGCACUCACACUAGUCCACUUGUAAACACUGAGGUCAACUAAAAGCGGAUACGGCAGAUACACGUCAAUGAAUUCCUCCAACCUGAAUUUAACUUUUCAUUCGCUGGUUUCAUCGACUAAGGCUGUUGCUAAGAGAUGACAAUCUGUGACAUUGGUGAGAGCCUCUGAUGUAGAGCAGCCUGAAGCUCGACUGCUCCAGGAUAUCUCUUUUCUCCACACCUCUGUCUGUCUGUACCCGACUCAUGUGACGGAGGCUAUCAUAUCAACAGACUCAUAAAUACCAUGGCAACUUUUACUGCUCCUUGUGCCCUCACCACCGAUAUCACCACCACCACCACGGUGGCCCGAACUGCAUGGGCACUGACCAAGUCCGAGAAUGGGGACGUGGGACAAAACACUAUCGUGGAGAAAACCUACGAGUUCUUCCAGAUGUGUGAUAUCGAGAACAAGGGCUUCAUCACCCGACGGGACAUGCAGAGGCUGAACGCCGAGCUCCCUCUCAGUGCGGAGGAGUUGGAGAAUGUAUUUGAUACACUUGAUUCCGACGGUAAUGGAUACCUUACCCUUGAUGAGUUCUCCUCCGGCUUUAGUGAGUUUUUAUCCAGUCAGAAGAUUACUGUAGAGGAAGGCAUGGGGGAGAAGAACGCCUGUAAAAGCCCUACAGAGGUCCUGUACCAGACCCAGUGGGAGGAGAGCCUGGUAAGACGAGACGAGGAUGAAGAGGAGAAACACUUCUCCAUGCUCAUGGAGAGCCUCGGAGCCAACAGUGUCUUUGAAGAUCCUGCUGAGGUGCGCAGUCUGUGGGCCCAGCUGCGCAGAGACGAACCUCACCUUUUAUCCAAUUUUGAGGACUUCCUGUCCAGAGUGACAUCCCAGAUCAUAGAGGCCAACCAGGAGAAGAGGGAGAUGGAGAGCGCUCUCAAAAGGAAAUCAGCAACACACGAUGAUGAGAUCCAGCGCCUUUAUGAGGAAAUGGAGCAGCAAAUAAAAACAGAAAAAGACAGGAUUGUGCUGCAGGACUAUGAGCGCUUUCUGUCUCUCAGUCAAGACCUGGAGCUGCAGCUGUCUGGAAAGGAGAAAGAGCUGGAACAGCUCUUCCAGAAACAGAGAGGGUUGGAGCAUCAAUGCCAGGACCUUCACAGUGAACAACAUGUGACCAAGGUGGAGAACGUGAAGCUGAAGCACACGAACGACGAGUUAGCACGGGAGCUGGAUCACACCAGCCAAGAGCUGGUCUUGGCACAGGACCAGCUUUGUCUGCUGCAGGAGCAGUCCACACGGCUUCAUGAGGAGAAGGAGAUUGAAAUAUACAGACUGACUGAGGGACUGCAACGAGAGCGAGGAAGCCUCCUCAAACAACUGGACCUUUUGAGGGAAAUGAACAAACAUUUACGGGAUGAAAAGGACAUAUUCUAUCACAAUCCAAAUAAUUCUAAGAAUUCUAAGAAAACGACAAGUUUGAAGCAGAGGCCUUCAAUCAAUGUUAUGAAACACACAAACACGACUAUCUUCAAAAGUGAGGAUGAGGAGGAGAUGACCAGCAGCUCUCUGAGACACAGUCUAGCCAAUGGGUCAUGCCAGUCCUCUUGCACAGCGGAAACAAGAGGGCACCUCCAGAGGAUCAUCUCCAUUGAGGAGGACCACCUACCACAUUUACUCCAGAUUGACUGUCGGGCCCAAAUUCCACUUCAGAAGUGUAGUGAAGAAGAGGAAUCCUCAGACGAUGAGGAGAAUAUAGACUUGGUGAUGAGCGAUAUUUACCCGUGUGCGUCUUCUGUCGAGCAGCAGAAGUCGCAGGGCGAUGUGGAGAAAAGGGAAACGCCCACAUCUCCCAGGGGUCAGCCUGUUGGCAAGGAAACCAGCAUAAAUGAGGAACGUGGUCCCUCGCCGCCCGACCGCCUCUUCAAGGUCGUUCUGGUGGGGAACUCCAGCGUAGGAAAGACAUCCCUCCUUCGGCGAUUUUGCGACGACUGCUUCCACCCUGGCACUUCUGCCACUGUGGGUAUUGAUUACAGUGUAAAGACAAUAUCUGUGGACAACAGCCAGGUGGCACUGCAGCUGUGGGACACAGCAGGACAGGAGAGGUAUCGGAGCAUCACCAAACAAUUCUUCCGCAAGGCUGACGGUGUGGUUGUGAUGUAUGACAUCACAGCGGUGCAGAGCUUCACAGCUGUCAGACAGUGGCUGACUAGUGUAAAGGAGGGCGCAGGCGAAGACAUCCCCACCAUGCUCUUGGCAAACAAAACAGACAAGGAGAGUGAGAGACAAGUUCAGAAAGGAUUGGGCGAAAGACUAGCCAAGGACUGUCAAAUGACUUUCUAUGAGUGCAGUGCAUGCUCCGGACACAACGUGAUGGAGUCCAUGAUUCAGUUAGCCAGAAUCCUGAAAGAGCAAGAGGACAGAGAGAAGGAGAAGACGGUGCAGCUGGUCGCCAACAUCCCCUCAGAGAAGAAGAGAGCCUGCUGCUAACAGUUAAGCAGCUGACACGUACACAGCACUACGCUUUACUCAGAUACACAAUGUGAUCGUGUGACCACUGAUGACACAUGAUUCUGAAUGUCAGCAUAUAUAUAUAUAUAU
Cottoperca gobio is the source of this 2662-nucleotide messenger RNA. It is a transcript of the gene cracr2aa, whose product is annotated as calcium release activated channel regulator 2Aa. Gene Ontology annotation, molecular function: calcium ion binding; GTPase activity; GTP binding. The transcript has 18 exons. The record is from RefSeq and is a predicted model, not a curated record. The coding region runs from base 365 to 2551 and encodes 728 amino acids. Lineage: Eukaryota; Metazoa; Chordata; Actinopteri; Perciformes; Bovichtidae.